AUGGCUUUGAAGAAGCUUGAAAAUGUUGAUUUAAAUAAUAUCAUAUUAUCAGAACUAGAUAAAGAUAUAUAUAAUAAAGAUAUUGACUACAUUUUGAAAUCUGAAAGAAUUCACUCAUCAAUACCUAGCGUGUAUGGAGGAAGCACCACUGUUGAAAAAAUUAUUGAAACAUGGAAUGAUGAUGAUGAUUCAAACAAUGUACAAAAAAUUUCUCAAGAUUCUCAAAAACAUAUAAAUAAGUUUCUUUUACAACAAUGGAAUUUACACAAAGGAUUGAAAGUUUACAGUAAUACUUUUAUUCAUGGAGAAGAAAUCCUCACAAAGAAUGGCACAUUAAUCUCUCAGGAAGUAAAGCAACAUGUCCAAAUUUAUACAAACAUACCAUUCGAUAUUCUAAAAAAUAUAAGUGUUUCAGUCCAAAAAUUGGAAGAAAUCGACAUUUGCUUGCACAUUCGGAUUCUAAAUAUUGAAUAUAAAAAUUUUGAGAUAUCUGAAGGAUUUAGUAGAGCAAUUGAUAAUAUACUAAAAAAUCAAGAGAAUUCUAUUCAGAAGGUUCUUCAAAAAUUUUUUGAAAAAUAUGGCGAUUAUGUAACUAAAAAAGUUGUUAUUGGUGGUGCACUUAGGAUCAAAUCAGCAAGUCCUAAAGAAAGAAAGUUACUUGUGAAAGGUAUUGACAUUUUGAAAGCCAACCUUUACUGGGCUAAUGAUCAAAUCUUUUCGGGAAAAUCUAAUAUAUUCGGUAAAAUUUCAUUCGAUAAUAUUUUCACAAUUGAAGAUACGGACAAUAAGCAAAGAAUUACUUCUGGUCAUGAUCUAAUGGUUUGGAUGGAAGAGCUUUAUGAAUAUAAAAGAGGAUAUGUUAUUGAAUUCAAUGAAAUUGUUCCAACAUACACUUUUCUGAAUGAUGAGAUUAGACAGAAAAUGGACAAAGUUUGCGGAGGGCUUCAGAGCUCCAAUAUUGAGCAUAUAAUUGUUCCGUACAUUACCAAUAGCUCUAUCCCUGAUGAUUUAAAUAGGUGGGCUAAAGAUUCACCAAUGAUAUAUUUGUGCCAUUGGAUUAACAAUCUAUAUUUUCAUUAUGGCUUGAUUAUUCAACAAAAUAACAUAAUACACGGAUUGGAAGUUGCAAUGAAUUUUCUUGAAAUACCUGAAAUAUGUUUAUUAGAUACAUCAUAUAUUCAUUUACGGCAACCCCUUAAUAAAAAAGAAGCAUUUAUUCUAGCUAACUGUAUUAAAAUGGACAACUUUAAUAUUACAGAGAUCCCGUUUUUAACAGAAAGUUUAACAAACAAUGUUCAUCCAAUAUUUAACGAACAACAAAGUUCUAAUGAGAUCCAUUGUUUUAUCAUCUCGGAAAAAAUUAAAUUAACAUUUAAUACGAAUAAAUUAGAGCCAUCUGAAAAGUUUUUAAACGCAGUGAAAGAAGCACUUAACAGUAACUAUCCAUUUUGUAACUUGAAAAAUGUUUUUAACAAUUUUGGGUACCUUUGUCCUUGCAGCAUUAUUCUUGGUAGAACAUUUUCAAAGAUUUGUGAAUCCGAUAUUAAUGACCAAUUUGUAAAUGAACAUAUUGAUUUUAGUACAGACAAUGAUGAGUCCAAAAUUAUAGAGGAGACACUUGAAAAAUGGAAUAAGACUGCAAAAAAUUUAGAUACGUCAUUCUUUUUGGAUUUUAACGGUGAUAUAGUGAAAAAUAAUGAGAUAUAUUUUCGAUUAAAAAGUAUGGAAGAAAAACAAUCUUGGAAAACAAUAACGCAAGAUUUAAUUCCUUUAUAUAAAAUAUUGCCUAAAGAUAAACAGAAUGAAAUAGAAAGUAUAAAUCCACUUCAAGACAGCGAUUAUGAAAUGUUUGGUUGUUUGAUUAUUAAUGGACAAAAUGAAUCAGAUGUGAUGAUACGAUUUAGUUUAAUAAAUCAAUAUGGAUGCCGAGCUACUAUAAAUAAACUUGAUAGUAAAAGCAUACCUGUUGGUGCACAGGUAUUUUGGAUAGUACUCGCCAAAGGAUAUGGAUAUUUUAGCAUGCAUACUCGUAAUAUCAAAAUUGCACAUGGAAAAAAAACAUUAACGGGUCAAUUGCCGAUUAAUGUUGAAAUCUCAGUGCCUACAUUGUUGAAUCCAUGGUUAAAUUCAUGCUUUCUUGUUACUUGCUUUGAUUCAGAAAAUUUUAAUAAAAACCAAGUUAUUAAAAGUAAACUUAAGGAUUUUUCAGAAACUUGUUUAAGUGUGGAAGUAUUCCAAUACAACCUGGAUGAAAUACAAAAUGAGAUCAAGAAUCUCACGAUGAGGUGGUGUAUUAUUGAUACUCAUAAGAUGGAUGAAAAAGAUCAUAUCACAGUUGAUGUUGGCUCAAAGACCUUAAGUUUGAGUUUUUUAGGUGUUCUGGCGAGUAAUGUGAUUUCUGGUGAUUACACCGGAAUAAAAAAUGAAAAAGAGAAUCAUACACAUAAUUUAAUGAUAUCUUCACAAAAUGCAAAAUUUGGUGGGCCAGCUGCAGUGGCCGGGCAGAAAAUCUCCGCUGUUCAAACUGUAGGAGAUGCAAUCACUCCAUUCGUUCCCUUAUUUGACAAGGUCACAAAUAUACUUACUCAAAUGUUAUCAAUCUAUGAAAAUGCAAAAUGUAAUGAAAAAAUAUGUAUGGCUUUAUUAGAUCGUGUUGAAAUUGCACAAACAGCGAAUAUUAGGAAAUUUUCUAAAGAAGUUACGCAAUUGGACUAUUUUCAAAAGUUUAUAAAUGCUAAUGCUGUUAAAGAUGCUUUUAAAAAAAAUAUUAAAGAAUUUGAAGAAGUUUGUCGUGAUUUAAAUUUGACUAUGGCUAUGUAUAAUGCUGAACAAAGAGAAAUGGAGGCAAAAAAUGUUGCAGAAGAUCUUGAGUUUUUGAAAAAAUCAAUGAAUGAAAUGAAGGAUGAAAUAAAGGCCGAAAUAAGGUUAGCAAUAACGGAAGUUACUACAUUGAUGUCAAGCGCCAAUCAUCUAGGUUCACAACUACAAGUUGCAGUGAUGGAUAAAACAGCUCUUCUGAUUGAUAAGUACAAAGUUCCCAGAAUAGAUCCAAUUGAAUUAUCAGAACCAUUUUCUUCUAAUGAUAACGUUCGUGGAUCCAGAAAAACUGUCAAAAAAAUUUUCCGUGGAAUAGAAGUUGCAUGUAAAAAAGGUCAAAUUUCUAAACAUGGCGAGUCCGGACAGUUAAAGAGUCCCGAUCAAACAGUCGAGCGAGCAAAUUAUAAAAUACAACAACUUGAAUUGGCUGCACUUCUUAAAUUAGGUGUCACUGAUAGAUUUGAGCCUAAAAUUUCACAUAUCGAACUCAGUCAUUCUAUGACAUCUAUAGAUGUUUUAUAUCCAGAAAAAUCCUUGGCAGACAUUAUUCGAUGGUUAGCACCUGGAAAGAUGCGAAAAUCUUCAAAAAGUCAACUACAAAGAUACAAUCAUCGAUGUGAAAUGUACAGCUCUGGUGAUAUCCCAAGUUUAGAACUUCCAAAAACUUUCGAGGAAAAAGUUUGCAUCACCGAUUCUCAACCUAGUGAUCUAUUUAAAGCACCUGAUGAAUUAGAUGAUAAAGAUGCCCUAAAUGAGAUGAAAAUACAGGAAAUAAUUAAGUAUAUGACUAUGGCGGCUGAUCAUGAAAAUCCUACUGCACUUUUUAAUUUGGGUGAUAUUUAUUGGAAAGGAAAGCUUGGGGUUCCGGUUGAUAAAGCAAAGGGGGAACUAUAUAUUAAAUUAGCAGCCCUAAAAGGCCAGCAAAAGGCUCUCUUGCUUAGUUAUCUUGUAAGGGAUAUACUCAGAAAUUACCAAAUUAUUACGAAUUAUGGCAAAAAUCCUAAAUGCUGUGGUGCAGUACGAGAAAUUUAA
Cetraspora pellucida is the source of this 3849-nucleotide messenger RNA. The record is from the annotation of a GenBank genome assembly. Lineage: Eukaryota; Fungi; Glomeromycota; Glomeromycetes; Diversisporales; Gigasporaceae.